Olea europaea var. sylvestris is the source of this 1428-nucleotide messenger RNA. Its product is annotated as lipid phosphate phosphatase 2-like. The record is from RefSeq and is a predicted model, not a curated record. The transcript is spliced from 9 exons. NCBI's taxonomy places the organism in Eukaryota, Viridiplantae, Streptophyta, Magnoliopsida, Lamiales, Oleaceae. The coding region runs from base 245 to 1246 and encodes 333 amino acids. Gene Ontology annotation, molecular function: phosphatidate phosphatase activity. Gene Ontology annotation, biological process: phospholipid metabolic process.
UCCCUUUGAUAUGCAUCGAACGGCUAAGGUCCAUGUUGAUGAUAACCGUUACAAAAAUAUCUCUGUCGUUCAUUGCCACUCCAAAACUGUUCUCCGAUUAUUUUCCUUUGAACAGUUAAAUUGCCAUUAUUGCAAUUGAAACUUGCAAUAAUCAUUUUCAUUAUUGGUUGGUACUAUCUAUUUGGGGUCCAGUUUUCAAGAAAAUAUCAGAAAAUCUGGAUAUCAUUGGGUUGAAGCAUACAAAAUGGGUUGGAGGGAUAUGAUCUCUUUCUGUCCUACUCCGAAUUUCCGGAAUAUGUUCCAGGGUAGACAAGAUGGAGCCGUGAUUGGAUGUGGACACACCAUUAAGUCUCAUGGGGCUGAACUUGCAAGGAAUCACAAGCACGACUGGCUCAUACUGUUACUUCUUGUUGUAAUAGAGAUCAUUCUCUAUGUAAUUCACCCAUUUCACCGUUUUGUUGGAGUGGACAUGAUGACAGAUCUUAAAUAUCCUAUGAAAGACAACACUGUGCCAGUGUGGGCUGUUCCACUGUAUGCAAUUUUGCUACCGGUUGCCAUUUUUCUUUUCUUCUACAUUCGGAGAAAAGAUGUCUAUGAUCUGCAUCAUAGUAUACUAGGACUCUUAUUUGCUGUGCUGAUAACUGCUGUCCUCACUGAUGCAAUAAAAGAUGCAGUUGGCCGACCUCGGCCUGACUUUUUCUGGCGUUGCUUUCCUGACGGGAUAGAUGAGUAUGAUCGGUGGGGCAAUGUAGUAUGCCACGGAAAAGAGGGCGAUAUAAAGGAAGGACACAAGAGUUUCCCUAGUGGUCAUACUUCAUGGUCAUUUGCAGGUCUUGGUUUUCUGUCACUGUACUUAUCUGGAAAAAUUAAAGCAUUUGACCGCAGGGGUCAUGUUGCUAAAUUAUGCAUCGUUUUCCUUCCUAUCCUUGCUGCAUGUCUCGUUGGUAUUUCUCGUGUGGAUGAUUAUUGGCAUCAUUGGCAAGACGUGUUUGCCGGCGGUCUUCUAGGUCUUGUGGUGGCUACAUUUUGUUACCUGCAGUUCUUCCCACCUCCAUACGACACUGAAGGAUGGGGUCCUUAUGCAUAUUUCCGAGUGCUGGAGCAAAUCAAUAGUUCCAACUCGCGACCUGCAAAUGCUGUUGGCACGGCAGCGCAAGGAGUGAAUCAACAGAUGACAUCAAACAGCAGAGUAGAUGAUCAGAUUCUGAGCUUAACUUAUGAUGCCAUGGAGUCAGGUAAAAGGUAGAUUAGAAAUGGUAUUAUGUGCUCGACUGCUCGCUGAUCUUACCAACUUCACGUUUGUCAAGUAUUUGCACUCUGUUUCUGUCUUGUAUUUAUCUCAUGUGCAGAUUAGUUUUUUGUACAAUAACGAAUUGAAUUUCCAUUUUAUGGUAUUGGUGCAUAAUAUAGCUGUUAUGCUUCUUACAA